UUCCACGAUGUUUCACUUUGUUUAGAAGAUUCUCAAGAAUAAAUAACUUGAUAUCAUCAUAAUUGUUUUAUUGAUUCAAAACUUCAUAAACCUCUUUUUUGUUGAAAACAUGUGGAAAACAGUUUUAGACCAAAUAUUUCAUCAAAGACAAAAUCAGCAAAUGCAUCGAUAAAUAUUAUAGGACGGAGUGAGACCUCCUCCACGCACACACACGCGCAAGCGCACACACUUUGUACGUUGGUGUUUUCUGCUCCACUUCGUUGGUUCCGAGUCGGCUUGUUUCCGCCCGGUGACGAGACGCUGACGGACCGCAGCAGUAUGGCGGCGGAGGGUUCCGCAGAGGAGACGACGAGAGAAGAAGUGAAGGAGAAACGACAGAUGAUUCACGGGGCAGCGUUCCUCACCACGGUGGCGUCCGCCGGGCUGGUCGCGGGGUUCGGCUCCACGCUGGCGCUGGUCAAGAGAAAAAACCCCGACUGGUUUAAUAAGGGGGCGGUGCCGGCGGCGGCGGUGCCGGAGAGCGGGGCGGCGCUCGCCCUGCGAGCUCUGGGGUGGGGGUCUCUGUUCGCCUGGUGUGGAGUCGGCCUGCUCAGCGUCGCCGUCUGGAAAGUUCUCGAUGUUCACUCUCUGUCAGAGUUCAGACUGAAGAUGCAGUCCGUCUUCCCCUCCAUCCCAAAGUCGGCCGAGGCCACAGCUGGAUCUGAACCUCUGGACUGGGACUCUGUCUUCAAGUCAAAGUGACGUCGUCCAAUCAAAUGAGACUCAGCAGCUGUUUGUCAUCGUUUUCUCUGGAGGCAGCAGAGUCUGAGACUCCGCUGGACCAGUUAAGUCCUGGUCCUGGUUCCAGUCUGGUUCUGGUUGAAGAUGUUGGAGCUCCACCCACUCCACAUCGAAUGUUAAAAUAAUGGUAAACUGCAAAUAACGAUGGAUGGUCAUAAACCCCUCCUCCUCCAUGUUGGCAGAUGGGACAUGGACCAAACUAGACGUGGUUUCUGUCGUUUAAAGUCGUACUUAUCACACCGAUGUUUGUUCAGCGAUGUCAUCACCACAAGAUGGCAGCGAUGUAAAGUUGUGUUCACUUACACCCCCCAGCUUGGGAAAAAUGGUUUAAGCCAAGUCUUUAGCAGUCGAUGGGAACUAACAAUACUGAAAAUGGCCAAAUGGCUCAGAAUCACGUGAAAUUGAUGAAUGAGAUGAAACGUUGGCAUGUUUAGUUCACUAGUUUAAAUAAAUCGGAUAUUUGUGAAGUGU
Hippoglossus stenolepis (Pacific halibut) is the source of this 1251-nucleotide messenger RNA. It is a transcript of the gene tmem242, whose product is annotated as transmembrane protein 242. NCBI's taxonomy places the organism in Eukaryota, Metazoa, Chordata, Actinopteri, Pleuronectiformes, Pleuronectidae. The transcript is spliced from 4 exons. The record is from RefSeq and is a predicted model, not a curated record. Bases 319 to 741 code for a protein of 140 amino acids.